Messenger RNA from Dicentrarchus labrax (European seabass), 6347 nucleotides. RefSeq names its product tripartite motif containing 9 (gene trim9). NCBI's taxonomy places the organism in Eukaryota, Metazoa, Chordata, Actinopteri, Moronidae. The record is from RefSeq and is a predicted model, not a curated record. Gene Ontology annotation, molecular function: zinc ion binding; protein binding. The transcript is spliced from 11 exons. Bases 185 to 2404 code for a protein of 739 amino acids.
UCUGCCUCCCCGGUACUGAUGCCUUUCCUCUGGUCAAGGUUGCACUUGCAGUAAUCGCAGUAGGACGCGACUGGAGCUCCGUUUACGCGCAAACAGAGCAGAAGACUAAUCAGCCGAGACUCUCCGCUGUAACUUGUUUGUGUUUGCACUCCACAGAGGAAUCUCUCACCUCACAGAAGCAGCCAUGGAUGAAAUGGAGGAAGAGUUGAAAUGCCCUGUUUGCGGCUCUUUUUACCGGGAGCCCAUCAUACUGCCGUGCUCCCACAACAUUUGCCUGGCUUGUGCUCGGAAUAUCCUUGUGCAGACCCCCGACGCCGAGUCCCCACAGAGCAGCCGAGCCUCCGGAUCCGGCGUCUCCGACUAUGAUUAUCUGGAUUUGGAUAAAAUGAGUUUGUACAGUGAGGCGGACAGUGGAUACGGUUCCUAUGGAGGGUUCGUCAGCGCUCCGACCACCCCUUGCCAAAAAUCACCGAACGGGGUGCGAGUUUUCCCCCCGACUGUCCCCCAGCCUCCUCCGCAGCAGCAGCACCUGCUACCGCAGCCCGGCUCUUUGCCCCCGAUCCCCCGCAACUCCUGCAUCACUUGCCCACAGUGUCACCGCAGCCUCAUCUUGGACGACCGGGGGCUCCGCGGAUUCCCCAAGAACCGGGUGCUGGAGGGGGUUGUGGACAGGUAUCAGCAGAGCAAAGCGGCCGCUCUCAAGUGUCAGCUCUGCGAGAAGAGUCCGAAGGAGGCCACCGUGAUGUGCGAGCAGUGCGACGUCUUCUACUGUGACCCUUGCCGCCUGAGGUGCCAUCCUCCCCGCGGUCCCCUCGCCAAGCAUCGCCUGGUGCCGCCAGCGCAGGGGCGGAUAAGUCGCCGCACGAGUCCCCGCAAAAUCUCCACUUGCACAGAACACGAACUGGAGAACCUAAGCAUGUACUGUGUACAGUGUAAGACGCCUGUGUGUUAUCAGUGUUUGGAAGAAGGAAAACACGGCACACACGAAGUCAAGGCUUUGGGCGCAAUGUGGAAACUGCACAAGGGUCAGCUGUCUCAAGCUCUCAACGGCCUGUCAGACCGAGCCACUGAGGCCAAGGAGUUCCUGGUUCAGCUGAGGAACAUGGUGCAGCACAUCCAGGAGAACGGAGUGGAGUUUGAGGCCUGUUUGGUGGCGCAGUGCGACGCCCUCAUCGAUGCCUUGAACCGACGCAAGGCCCAGCUGCUGUCUCGAGUAAACAAAGAGCACGAACACAAACUGAAGGUGGUUCGGGAUCAGAUCUCCCACUGUACGGUGAAGCUGCGUCAGACCACAGGGCUGAUGGAAUACUGUUUGGAGGUUAUCAAGGAGAAUGACCCCAGUGGUUUCCUGCAGAUCUCCGAUGCUUUGAUCCGGAGGGUCCACAUGACAGAGGGCCAGUGGGGGAAAGGAACCCUCACCCCCAGGAUGACCAGCGACUUUGACCUCACUCUAGACAGUGGACCCCUACUCCAGACGAUCCACCAGCUCGACUUUGUCCAGAUGAAAGUCCCAGCUGCUCCUAUGCUCCAGCUGGAGGAAUGCUGCACUCAGAACAACAGCGCCACGUUGUCAUGGAAACAGCCACCGCUCUCCACCAUCGCAGUGGACGGAUACAUCCUGGAGCUGGACGAUGGAAACGGGGGGCCAUUCAGAGAAGUGUACGUGGGGACGGAGACCAUCUGCACAGUGGACGGGCUCCACUUCAACAGCACAUACAGGUCCAGAGUGAAGGCCUUUAAUGCCAGUGGAGUGGGCCAGUACAGCAAGACACUGAUCAUGCAGACCUCUGAGACUGGACUCCCUCCAUGCGAUAUUCAGUCUAUAGGCACAGUUGCUUGGUUCACCUUCGACCCAGCCUCCGCUCACCCGGACAUCAUCCUCUCCAACGACAACCUCACGGUGACGUGCAACAGCUACGACGACAGGGUGGUCAUGGGCAACUCUGCCUUCUCCCGCGGCGUUCAUUACUGGGAAAUGACCAUCGAUCGCUAUGACAACCAUCCAGACCCGGCCUUUGGGGUCGCCCGCGGUGACGUCCUGAAGGAUGUGAUGCUGGGGAAGGACGACAAGGCCUGGGCCAUGUACGUUGACAACAACCGCUCCUGGUUCAUGCACAACAACUCACACACCAACAGUUCAUUUCUCUGUGUGUGGCCGUGCAGGACGGAUGGUGGCAUCGGUAAAGGAUCUACAAUAGGAGUGCUGCUGGACUUCUCUCGCGGGAUCAUUAUCUUCCUCAUCAAUGAUGAGCAGCAGGGUCCGGUGGCUUUUGAAGGCUUGGAGGGCGUCUAUUACCCCGCUAUCAGCAUCAACCGAAAUGUCCAGGUUACACUUCACACUGGACUUCCCAUCCCUGAUUUCUACACUCCCGGGGAGGCAGAUCCCACUGGCUCCGUGUGCUAAAGACUCACCACCACGACACCGGUUGCAGAAAACCUGUCCAGGAUUUCCCAGGGUUCGUCCUGCCGGUCAAUAACUAUGAUCCCACCCUCACCCUCCCCACCUCCUCUUGUCCCCCUGACCGACUGACCCCAUGACUCUCCGUAAGAGGCCCCAUCCAGCGCUGAGCCAUGCCUUUAUCAUGCCUAAACCUUGGACACAUGGACCAUCUGCAGGACAAUGUCAAAAUGUACAGUGCUUUGCAAUCUGUACCUUGUAUUUUGACGUGAUACAGAUAGCUGAAGGAGGGGAAAUUGAAAAAUAAUUGUGGAUUGGAAUUAUGUGCAGUGACUAUAAUGUGAACUUAAAGGAAUAGUCUGACAGUUUUGACUGGAAAAUACGCUCAUUUGCUUUCUUGCAGAGAAAGGAUUCAAACCAUUCUCGUGUCUGUAUGCUAAAUAUGAAGCUAGUGGUUGGUUAGCCUAGUUUAGCAUAAUGACUGGAAGUUCAAAAGUAUGUCUACCAACAUCUCUACAAGAGCAUAAAUUUAAGAACGACAUAUGGUUUUACAAGCACAAAAAACUCUGUAUUUAAAAGAUAAAACAUGUUAAGUUAGUGAUUUUUUUAGUUAGUGAUGAGGAUGCAUGGUGUUUACUUCCUGAUAUUUUAUUUUUUAAUAUCUACAUUCAGACUUUUGUCAUCUUUGUACACAGCUGUUUCCAGUCAUUUAGCUAAGCUAAGCUAACCGCCUGCUGGCUGCUGUAGCUUCAUAUUUAGCAUAAAGAAGACCUUAUCUAAUCUAACAAAGGCAAAUAAGCAUAUUUCCUACAAAACUGAACUGUUGCUUUAAAGGAAGGUGGUUGUUUUUGUAGAUGAGUUAGAAAAUGUAGCCCCCGUCAUACCAUCAACGUAUGGUUCAGUAUUCUUCAUUCUUAUCUUACUUUCUUAAAAACAAAAAACUAUUUACAACAAAUAUUCUAUAUAUUUCUUUUCCUGCCAUUAGUCAUAAACAUCCUUACACAUUUAAAACACCAGGGGGAGCAUGAGAGGUGGUCCUUUUUGUGUAUUUGUGUGAAUGUGUGAGAGAGUGGGGGUGGAUGGGUUGAGACUGGUCAGCAGCUGCAAAGAUCCCUGGACGAGAGCAAUAGUCCAACUCUCAGCCGCUUCACUGUCGUAUCCUCGUCCGUGUACAUGAGACGCUUUUCUUAGUGGCUUAGCUCAUGUGAACCUUCUGUAUCGUCUGUAAGAAAAAAUAAUAAUACAGCAUCGGCGUAUAAAAUGCUACUGGAAGCGAGGCCUUCAUGCAGCCUUUCUCUGCGGUGCAGCUCUCAAAACAGGAGGGAUGGAUUUUGGUUUAAUGUAUCAUAAAAGCAGGCGAUUCUGCGCAUUGAGUGUUGAAAAUGGGUUAAAGAUGAUGACUGUGAAGCUGCUUGAAUAAGGUGCUACAGCAGCUCGCUUCAUUCUGGCUUUUUUUACUGUAGGUGACUGAAUCCUGGUAGUUUUGUAAUAUUGUUAUUGAAAUGAUCUAUUGCAAAGAGGUGUAUAGCUAAAUAAGUUAUUGAUGUUUGGAGUUUUUCAAUGAGAACUCAUCAUUGUUCCUUUAUUUGAUGUAUAGUUAUUACAGAAGGGAAGAAACUGAAUCUUUUUGUCGCUUUAAAAAUGUAGUUUGGAGUUUGUUCUUGAACUGAAGAGGAUUUACAGUCAUCAUGAGAACCAGUUUAUGUCCUCCUAAAGCAACAGGAAGGGUGAUGAUGCACUGAGAUGGUUUUUGUGGCGGUGAAUUUGGGCAGCAGCUUCCUCAACGGGCAACAACAUGAGACAGAAGACUAAGCCAUGCUAGCAGCUAUGUGAUGCUCUACCUAGGUAAAGCAGUUUUUUGAUCUAUAAUGUUAAUUGUCAGUUAACACUAAACACAACCUACAGCUGAGACCGAUGUUAAUGCCAUUGGUUUUGCAGGGACAAAUUGAAAUAUUGAGCUGACAAUGGAGCUAAAUAAAAAAAAUAAAAAAAAUCAAGUUAUUACAGUUCAUCCUGAUGGGGACAUGAAUGGCUGAGCCAAAUAUCAUGGCAGUCCAUUCACUAGUUAUCAAGAUAUUCCACUGAAAACCACAAAUGUGUGGAUCACCAAAGUCCAAAAAGAUUCACCUUCUGACCAUGAAUGUUUGCGCAAAAUGUUGUGCCACUCCAACUGGUAGAUAUUGAGACAUUUCACAGUAUGAGGGACGACUUUGAGCUUCUGCUGGGGCUUUAAAAUCAGGGGGCCCAGGAGAAGUCAUCUUCUGUACCAGAUUUCAUGGCAAUCCAUCUAAUUAGACAUGUCGCUAAUGAAAAGUCAGAGGAUCCUGUAAUUUUCUUAUUCCUCUUGUGUUUGGGACCAUUACGUGUCAAAUUCAGAUAUUUCAGUCUGGACCAACUGCUAAACAUUGCUCUGCCUAAAAAAUGCUUCCUGGCAGCAGUAACUGAAAUAAAAAUGUUAGUUUGAGGGAACUGUUGCCCUUCAAGUUGCCCAUAAAUAUUCCCUGUGCAUCGUUGGCCUGAGACAUACAGUACAUGUCUAGCAUUCGCAUAAGGUGCUAUCCUGUGUUUGAGCUUCAUGGGUGUGCCUUUUUCCCCUCUUCAGUACCCAAAAGAUUUAUGAAACUUUGCUACAAACUAGAUUAAUGGCUUCAGCAGAGUCAACUGUAACAUCUGUGAUGCCUGACUUCACCUGCUGCUACAUAUUUUUUCUAUCGGCAAAAGGGCAAACUCAACAAUAAUCAUGUUUGUUAUGGAUAUAAUAACCACAGUAUUGAAGGGAAUAUUACAGUCAGGUAUGGCAAGCUGUCUUUCUUAACUUUCUAAAUAUUUUUUUUUCCUCUUUUCUCUUCCCCCGGGGUAAUAUUGAUUGUAAAUUAUCUGGGACUGAUGGAUGCUCACAUGGAUGCUAAAAUGGCUGCACACAGUAAACUAUAUAAUUUUCAGUAUGAUAUGUGCAUGUGUGCUGACGAUGAUAAACCAAAUUACUGCAGCGUUCAGCAAGUUGCACGGCCUUUGCUGCGAGGCUAGGUUCAAGCUUUGAUUCAUGCAACAUUUAAUUGACGGUUUUUCAAGGUAAGCCUUUUGUCCGAGCUGUAAUUAUAAAACUAGACUACAAAGAAAGUCCAUUCAGCAGUGGGUCACUGAGUGGCGAGAGCUUCUUUUGACUCAUACAGACACAAGUGCAGCCAUUAUCACAGCAUUAUACAACCUCAGAUUCCAGGACAAAUAAACAAAAUGGCUUUAAUUUAGCAAAACAGUUCACCAGAGGGUUGUCCAGUAGGAGAUGACACACAUGUCUGUUACUUUUCAACACAAAUGAUCUUCUCAUGGAACAUUUUCUGUGUGAACGUGUUGUUUUAUGAACUUAUUUGAUUGAAAAAUAACAAACGUGUGUUUCUGUGCUGGACACACAAGGGUGCUGACAUUAAAAAGUGUGUGAUUGUAAUAUUUAUUAUUUCUAAACCAGCCAAAUACACUUCAAUGAUAAUAAACAAGCCCCCGGGGAUUAUUUAGAUAUCGUACAGCCUCGUCAAACUUUUAUGAAUUAAUAAAAACUUAGCACAGUCGCUGGGCGACACUGGGUGUUAUAUCUCCAAAUGUACAUACAUACAGUAUGUGUGUGUGACUGACUGUUAGUGUGUGUGUGAGAGUGUGUCUUACCUGCAUUAUAACCUCAUUUUAACUCCAAAGUGAUUUGUUUGAUCCGAGGUGGAAUGUCAUUACUCGAUAUUAUUAUUUACAGUGAUCCUGAAAUAUGUCUAUGGAGAAUUUUAUGAAUAUAAAAUGAACAUUGUUCUUACUAUGAUUUUAACACAGUAUGAUUAUUAUGAUUGUUAUGAUUAUAUGUCUAUCAUUACCAUAUUACUGCUAUUAUUAUGAUGAUCUGAAGUGUAAUGAGCCUCUGUGUUUUUUGUAUGUGUGAAUAUUCAAUAAAUAGGUGUCAACAAGG